AUGAAUACAAAUGAGACAGAAACUGGUCUUCGUGAAUGUAAUAAAGCUAUUCGCCGAAUCAGCCAUAAUUUAAAAAUUGCUGUGACCAUGGGGGAAAAACAACGAUUAAGUGCUGCUUUAGCUAAUAUUGAGAGUUAUCGAUCGCAAAUAAAGAAUUUGCGAAAAAAGGGAAGAGGUCUAAAGGAAACUGCAAAAAACCAUGUACUCUGGCAAGAUUCUUUAUUAACAUUCAAUAGUCGCAUUCAUACUAGAGCUGAUCGAGUUCACACUGAAUUUAAGUACUUUACAACUUCUAAUUCACCAAUAUAUAAAGACUCUAACAUCGGUCUAUGGUUUGAUGAAAAGGUUAUUAAACCCAUUCUAAAUGAACUUGAGGAAUUUCAAGAACGUGACAGUGAAUGGUCUUUAAAACAAGUUAUUAAUUUGGGUGUGAACAUUAGCAAGUUUACCCCUCAACUGGGAUCAUCGUAUAUUGAUUUACCUCCACAAAUAAAAAAAAGAAGCAUGUAUUAA
This is a messenger RNA of Psylliodes chrysocephalus, 513 nucleotides long. Lineage: Eukaryota; Metazoa; Arthropoda; Insecta; Coleoptera; Chrysomelidae. The record is from the annotation of a GenBank genome assembly.